Solanum tuberosum (potato) is the source of this 1805-nucleotide messenger RNA. RefSeq names its product endoglucanase 17. The record is from RefSeq and is a predicted model, not a curated record. Gene Ontology annotation, biological process: carbohydrate metabolic process. NCBI's taxonomy places the organism in Eukaryota, Viridiplantae, Streptophyta, Magnoliopsida, Solanales, Solanaceae. The transcript has 8 exons. Gene Ontology annotation, molecular function: hydrolase activity, hydrolyzing O-glycosyl compounds. The coding region runs from base 95 to 1627 and encodes 510 amino acids.
GUUUCUUGUUUUAGCCACUGCCUGGGGUUAUUUGUUGGUUUUUGGGGCUGGGGUUUUGAUACUAGUAUUAUUUUUCAGGUGGGCAGUUUCCAAAAUGGCUUCUUGUUCUUCUUCCACAGCAGCUAUGGCUAUGGCUAUAACCAUUUUUCUGUUUUUGUUGAGCUUUGUUACACCUGUGUUUCUUGCUAAACCUACACAUCAUGCUCACCAUCCUCGUUUUGCUUCUCAUAACUAUAGAGAUGCUCUUGCAAAAUCCAUUCUUUAUUUUGAGGGUCAGAGGUCAGGGAAGCUCCCUUCUAGCCAGAGGAUUACUUGGCGUAAAGAUUCUGGUCUUUCAGAUGGCAAAGCUAUGGGGGUUGAUUUGGUUGGUGGAUAUUAUGACGCUGGAGACAACGUUAAGUUCGGUUUCCCAAUGGCAUUCACCACCACAAUGCUAUCAUGGAGUGUGAUUGAGUUUGGUGGAUUGAUGAAAGGAGAGCUACUGAAUGCAAAACAAGCAAUUGGUUGGGCUACUGAAUAUCUUCUCAAGGCCACAGCCCAUCCAGACACCAUUUACGUUCAGGUUGGAGAUGCAGGAAGUGACCACUCUUGUUGGGAGAGACCUGAGGAUAUGGACACCCCAAGAAGUGUGUACAAGAUUGACAAAAACACUCCAGGGACUGAAGUUGCUGCUGAAACUGCUGCCGCUCUCGCUGCUGCUUCGUUAGUCUUUAGGAAAUGCAACCCAUCUUACUCCAAGAUACUAAUCAAAAGGGCCAUCAGGGUGUUUGCCUUUGCUGAUAAGUACAGAGGUUCAUACAGCAAUGGGCUGAGAAAAGUAGUGUGCCCGUAUUACUGCUCAGUUUCCGGAUAUGAGGAUGAGCUGUUGUGGGGUGCUGCUUGGUUACAUAGAGCCACAAAGAACCCAACUUAUCUCAAUUAUAUCCAAAGAAAUGGGCAAACUCUUGGGGCCGCGGAGACUGAUAACACAUUCGGGUGGGACAAUAAGCAUGUUGGAGCAAGGAUUCUUCUUUCCAAGUCAUUUCUUGUUCAAAAGCUUCAAACUCUUCACGAUUACAAGAGUCACGCAGACAACUACAUUUGCUCCCUCAUUCCAGGCACACCGGCUUCUCAAGCGCAAUAUACACCAGGAGGGCUACUCUUCAAAAUGGAUGACAGCAAUAUGCAGUAUGUUACCUCCACUUCUUUCCUGCUAGUCACCUAUGCCAAGUACUUAACUUCCGCUCGCAUGGUUGUUAAGUGUGGUGGAGUUGUCAUUACACCAAAGAGGCUUCGAAAUGUAGCCAAAAAACAGGUGGACUAUUUGUUAGGAGACAAUCCACUAAAAAUGUCAUACAUGGUGGGCUAUGGAGCUAGGUAUCCACAGAGGAUUCAUCACAGGGGAUCCUCAUUACCCUCAGUCGCGAACCAUCCAGCAAAGAUACAAUGCAGGGAUGGUUUCAGUGUGAUGAAAUCACAAUCACCAAACCCGAAUGUACUAGUAGGGGCUGUGGUAGGUGGUCCUGAUGAGCACGAUCGUUUCCCAGACGAGCGAUCAGAUUACGAGCAAUCUGAACCUGCCACUUACAUUAAUGCUCCACUAGUUGGAACACUCACUUACCUUGCUCACUCAUUUGGCCAACUCUAAGUCCAAGUGUAGUAGAUUCAAGAAUGAAGCCAUGUUGGUCUUUUGUUUUUCUCUUUUUCUUAUUGCUUUGUUGAUCACUAGUAGUAAUAUAAUAUAUAGUCUAAUCUUAUUGGGGAUGUGCUGGUGUUGUGGGUGUAUUGGCUGAGACCCCAAAAAAGAGGCUCCAGCCCCCCCCCCC